AUGAAGGCGGAAAUAGGUCUGGAGGAAAUGGAAAAGGCCUACGAACGGCUCGAAGGCAAAAUCCACAGAACACCGAUUAUGGAAAGCUCUCUGAUCGAUCAAGUCAUUGGUGGGUUUUCUCACAAACUAGGAAUAAAAAAGGGGCAAAAGAAAGCAAAACUCAAGUUUUCGUCGUAGCAAUUUUAUCUCACUUAAGAGUGUUGAAGUCACUAAUGUGGUCACUAAAAAUUCUGAAAACUCAUUUUUUUUUUUUGGAGCUGUAACUUAUUAACUUAUUCGUAAAUCAACAAGUGUUUCACAUGUAUUGUGUAAGUUAUCCUCAAAAAAUAUUCAAACGUAAGAGUGGCUUCCAAAUCUCUAAUUCCGGCAAAAUAGCGUAAGAUUUUUGGCGAGAAGCGCGUUGUGAUUAAAAUUCUUCUUCAACGGAUCACUAGUGUAGCGUGAGUGAUCCCACGAAUAAUAAGUUUGUCUUUAACUUUGUUUAUUCAAUUUUUUUUUACCAAUUUCGACAAAGUUUUUUUUUACCUUUCAGGGCUCCCUGUCAAGUUCAAAUGCGAGCACCUACAAAAAACGGGCUCUUUCAAGUCCCGCGGAGCCCUCAAUUCGACUCUGAGAGCCAAGGAAGCUGGAGCGAAAGGAGUGGUCACUUUUUGAAUUUAUACAUGGUUUUGAUAUUUUUGCAAAGUAAUGAGCACAUAAAGACUUCAAAAUUGAAAAUUUCUGAAUUUUUUUUUGUCAACAAGUGAUUAAACAGCGUUAGUCUUAUGAAAUUUUUGAAUGAGUUAUAGAUUCAGCGAAAAAAAUAGCAAAGCGGUUCUAAAUUUCGGAAAUAACGAAAAAAAAAACGAAAGUUUUGCGUUUUUCGAAAAUAGCUUUUUAAGAUUAUCAUUUUGGGUCUUAAACGUGACAAAACUUCAUUUGUGCCACGAAUUUCUCGACAAACAUUUCCUUUUUGGAAUUAUUUUGAAUUUCUGUACAGGGAACUGCUUUAAAAACUCUGAAAAAGACAAAAAUAAGUUUUUAGUUAUUCGAAAAAGACUUUUCGGACCAACCCAACUUAUGGUCUGAAAAAUGACCUGAUUCCAUUUUUUGUUCGGGUUCCGAAGUAAAAUUUAUAUUUUUUAUGGGUAUUUAUUUUAUGGAAAUUCUGAACUAGAGAAUAGCUCAGAAAGUGUGAAAAAAAAGACAAAAAAAGGGUUUGGAAAUGUUUUUCGAAAAGAAGACGAGACCAGUUCUAGUUCUAGACCAGUCCAGUACUGGUACGAAACAUUUAUUUGCAAUGUUUGUUGAUUUUUAUACUUCUGUAAAAACUCAUAUUCUUAUAUUUGCAGGAAUUUUAUGAUCAAGAUAAAAUUCUGAAAACUCAGGACGAGCUGUUUUUGAAUAAAACAGAAUUUUCCUUCCAACCAAGCGGUUUUCUGAUAGAUUUCAUGGACUUUUUUCCGUCUCUCAUGCAUACAGCCUCUCCUGCCAUCAUGGACAAACCAUUCCGCGAAUCAGAACUGUUUCAGAUCACGCAUUCUUCUGGAAACCAUGGACAGGCGUUGGCUUGGGCGGCCAAGUCGUGCGGGCUUCCCUGCACUGUCGUAGUGCCGGAGAACGCUCCGCCGUCGAAAAGAGAAGCGAUCGCCGCCUACGACGCCGACGUCCGUCUUUGUCAGCCCACCGUCAAGGCGCGGUAACCACUUGACAUCUAAUAAUCUAUAAGUUGUCAAGAAAACUGGACAGAACUCAAUUAUAGUUUGUUCUGAUUUUGAAUGGGGAGCAGAUGGCUAGAUUAUCCUUAGCUUCGAUUUUUUUAUCUCUCGUGACGAUUAUUCUUUAAUAACGCUUUAUUUUUCGAUAUUUUUUGAAAACUCCUAGUUCACAAAGUUUGGCGCUAUCGAAGAGCGAUAGAGAAUCGACUCGAAAAAGAUACUUUGCCGGCGGAUAAUAUGUUGGAAAAAAGAAAAUGUUUCCUUCCGAGGAAAUCUGAUUAGUCCGUGAGGAGGUGUUGACCUACGGAAAUGGCAAAAAGUGAGGAUUAAUCAGUUUUAUUAAGACUAUAUGCUCAAACCUUCUGGUAAACACAAAGAGUUUUAUUUUUGCUCCAUUAAAAUGCAAACUUUGAACAUAUUUUAAUGCUUUAUUUUUUCAGAGAAGAAGAUUGUCAACGUCUCUCCAAGGAACUCGGCUACACCGUCGUUGAACCUUUCAACGAACCGGAUAUGAUCAAUGGCCACGUGAGUUCGAUCAUAUAGCUGAUUCACGGCUGACUCGAGCCAUCGAAACAGGGUCCUGACACGAUAAUGCCGAGACAGUGACUUGUCGUCCGGAGCUAGUCGUGAACCACCUAUAAUUGCUUGCUGAUGAAAAACGUUCAGGCCAGCAUCGUCAAGGAGAUUUUCGAGCAGGAACCCGAAACGGAUUCAAUUUUCGUUUCUUUGGGCGGCGGCGGUUUCGCCAGCGCUAUCGCUUACUACACGGCCAAAACUCAUCCGGAUGUUAAAGGUGCGAAGAAAAAAUAAUGAGAAAUGUGUAUAUCUUCGGUUUGGCCUUGCCGGGAUUAUAUAGGUUUGCUUCCAUUUAGUUCGAAUAUCGGAUUAUAUUUAUUUGAUCGCAUAUUAAAUAUAGAAUCAAAUAGUAUCGAGGGAGUGUUUUUUUUUUUUUUUCUUUGAAUUUUGAAUUUUGACCCAAUUGAAUAUCGUCCCUGCCUUUUAUGAAAGAAAGUGAUUUUCAUAAUUUUUCUGGCCUUUUUUGCCAAGAUCACUUCACAUAUGUUUCUCUCUGCAGUUUUCGUCGUCGAGCCGCAAGGCAAGUUCCUGAAACAGUAUUUGGAUGAAGGCACCCUUCCGGAGAACGACGUGGUUAAUACGAGUUGGUGGUUUUUUUUUUCUUUCUGAAAUAACUUUCAGUAACUAUUUUAUAGCCCAUUCCGCGCCUCCUUGACAAGAUUUUUAUUUUUCUCCGAUUUACAAAACCCUUCGCUUCGAAGGGAAGCUUCUCGGAAGGGUUCUGUAGCUCGAAUGGAGAUGAAAAUCGUGACAAGCUAGGCCGGAAUGAACUAUAAUGAAGCUUCCGAAGAUACAAAUUUGUCUUUAUCAGAAAAAUACAGAGGAAAAAGAGCUUUUUUUAAAAAAAAAUUUUUGCCAACUUUUUUAAAAAAAUAAUCACCAGAUCUUCUGAAAGUUGAGAAAUGAAAGUCUCGGGCAGAACAGUAAAAAAUAAGUUAUUCGCUUAUUUUUUUUUUUUGAAUUUCAUAGAUAACUUGGUGAUAUUACUGACAUUUCCAGUUGCUGACGGCGUACGGGUGCUCCGGAUCGGGGAUUAUUGCAAGCCAAUCAUCGAGGCUCAUUGCAAAGACAAUUUAAUCACAGUUGUUAGUUUGCAAGUUGUGAAUUUGUUUUUCGAACUGGCAUUUUAUGCAGAAUGACGACGAGAUUCGAGAAGCGAUGCGCUUGGUUUGGACCCGGUUAAAGGUGAACGAAUAGUUAUAGUCCUUUCACUACUGGCUUGGAACUGCGCGGCGACUCCUCAUGCGCCUUCAAAAAAGCUUCCUUUCAUGAUUUUUUUUUUGCAUUUAUAAAAUGAGGCUUUCAUUGAAGGCGCAUGAUGAGUUCCCACAAUCAACCUUGUGGAGAAAGUUAUAGGCCGUUUCGCACCAGCUUUUCACGAUUUUUGUUCUCCUCCGAGCUUGAAAAUAUUUCCGUUUGAAGCGAGCGGCCUGUUCGUUUGCAUGCGUCUUUCAUUGGACCUAAAAUUUCCGCUAUAUUAAAAGCGCCUACAGGAAUCGCGCGCAUCGCAGAGAAAGGUUCUCUAUAAACCGUCCGUUUGAUGUCCCAAGAGAGCCGUAAAUGGUCUUUAUAAAUUAAUAAAUCGGGGUUUUCAGCAAAGAGUGGAGCCGACGGCUUGUAUGGCCCUCGCGGCUCUCCUCCACUACAAGCCUUCGACAGUUCAUCGGCCAAUGGUGAUCCUCUGCGGCGGCAACGUCGACCUCAACUUCCUUCCUUAA
This is a messenger RNA of Caenorhabditis auriculariae, 3991 nucleotides long. Lineage: Eukaryota; Metazoa; Nematoda; Chromadorea; Rhabditida; Rhabditidae. The record is from the annotation of a GenBank genome assembly.